Messenger RNA from Trichoderma asperellum CBS 433.97, 888 nucleotides. RefSeq lists its product as uncharacterized. Gene Ontology annotation, cellular component: cytosol. Gene Ontology annotation, molecular function: oxidoreductase activity. Lineage: Eukaryota; Fungi; Ascomycota; Sordariomycetes; Hypocreales; Hypocreaceae. The record is from RefSeq and is a predicted model, not a curated record.
AUGAUCUUCCCAAAUCCCACCACUAAAUAUCAUGGUAAUCCCACUCCGGUAGUUGAUCCAACGCAAGAGCAUCUUUCCGCAGUGGGUAAAAUUGUUUUAGUUACUGGCGGAGGCACAGCCAUCGGUGCCGCUACAGUUGAGGCAUUUGCCAAAGCAAAAGCCGAUCACAUCUUCCUAGUUGGAAGAAGAUUCAAUCUUCUUACAGAAGUGGAAGAAAAGUUGUCGAAAUCUUACCCCCGGACAAAAUUCCAUGCCAUUCAAACUGACAUUACUAAGGAGGAUGAAGUUAAAAGCCUCUUUCAAGAGAUCAAUAAAGUUGGAUUUCUUGACAUUCUAGUGGCUAAUGCUGGAUAUCUGCCAGAGCCGGGGAAAAUUGCUGCUACAGAGACAAGCGAGUGGUGGAAGGGUCAUGAGAUCAACGUCCUGGGAACUUAUCUUCUCGGAAAAUACUUCAUCAACCAGUCCCAGGCCCCAAGAGGGAAGCCCGUGUUUGUUGGCGUGAACACUGGCGCCACCCAUUUGGGUCCGCUUGCAGGUCCUAUGAGCGGGUAUUUGACCUCCAAGAUUGCGACAGCUUCAGUGGUGGAAUUUCUUCAGGCUGAAAAUCCCAAUAUCAAAGCCUUUAAUGUUAGCCCUGGCAUGGUACCUAGCGAAAUGAGCGCCAAAGCCCGCGCAACACAGUUUAUACCAACGGAUUCACCAGAGCUGAUGGGGGACUUUGCCGUCUGGCUGGCUGGUCCUGAUUCAGAUUUCCUCAACGGACGUUUCCUCUGGGCUAAUUGGGAUGUCCAAGAAUUGAUUACUCUCAAAGAUAAAAUCGCAGCCAAUCCAGAGCAAUUGCGUAUACUUUUUGGAGGGUGGCAGGAGAAUUAUGCAAAAUUAAAGUAA